Molecule: messenger RNA, 814 nt
Organism: Pezoporus occidentalis (night parrot)
Lineage: Eukaryota; Metazoa; Chordata; Aves; Psittaciformes; Psittacidae
Gene: RHOQ
Product: ras homolog family member Q
Exons: 5
Coding region: 25-642 (205 amino acids)
Biological process (GO): cortical actin cytoskeleton organization; small GTPase-mediated signal transduction; establishment or maintenance of cell polarity
Molecular function (GO): GTPase activity; GTP binding; protein kinase binding
Source: RefSeq, a predicted model, not a curated record
GGGCCAUGAGGGCGGUGUCCGGCCAUGGCCCAUGGCAGCGCGGCGGUCAUGCUCAAGUGCGUGGUGGUGGGGGACGGCGCCGUGGGCAAGACGUGCCUGCUGAUGAGCUACGCCAACGACGCCUUCCCCGAGGAGUACGUGCCCACCGUCUUCGACCACUACGCAGUCAGCGUUACCGUCGGGGGCAAGCAGUACCUGCUGGGGCUGUACGACACCGCCGGACAGGAAGACUAUGAUCGUCUGAGACCUUUAUCUUAUCCUAUGACCGAUGUCUUCCUUAUCUGCUUCUCAGUGGUAAACCCUGCUUCAUUUCAAAAUGUGAAGGAAGAGUGGGUACCAGAGUUGAAGGAAUAUGCACCUAAUGUUCCCUUUUUACUAGUAGGAACACAGAUUGAUCUUCGUGAUGACCCAAAAACUCUGGCAAGACUGAAUGACAUGAAAGAGAAGCCCAUAUCUGUGGAGCAAGGACAGAAGUUGGCUAAAGAGAUAGGAGCCUACUGCUAUGUGGAGUGUUCAGCUUUAACGCAGAAAGGACUGAAGACCGUUUUUGAUGAAGCUAUUAUAGCCAUUCUAACUCCAAAGAAACACACAGUGAAGAAGAGAAUAGGCUCAAGAUGCAUAAACUGCUGUUUGAUCACGUGAACCACAUUUGACAAUGGCCAGGCUUACUGUGAAAUUCUACUGAAUUUAAACACAAUGCAUUAAGUACACGGCAAAGUUGUUACAGGUUUGAAAGCUAAAACGAUGGUUCUGCCUUCUACAACUAGUGAAAUCCAGAGGAAUAAAAUCAGACUCAACAAACUUGUAAUAAGAA